This is a messenger RNA of Bradysia coprophila, 1574 nucleotides long. Its product is annotated as medium-chain specific acyl-CoA dehydrogenase, mitochondrial-like. Gene Ontology annotation, molecular function: flavin adenine dinucleotide binding; medium-chain fatty acyl-CoA dehydrogenase activity. Gene Ontology annotation, biological process: medium-chain fatty acid catabolic process. Lineage: Eukaryota; Metazoa; Arthropoda; Insecta; Diptera; Sciaridae. The record is from RefSeq and is a predicted model, not a curated record. Gene Ontology annotation, cellular component: cytoplasm; mitochondrion.
AAUAUAAAAGGAAAUUGAUUCAGUCCAACAUUGUCAGUCGAUUCAUAAUAAUCUUAUAGUUUUUAGUUAAGUCGAUCUUUUAGUCAAUUUUAUACCUUUUCGUUUCGUUAAACUUUUUUUUUUCGCUAAAAAUAGAAACUCACCAAAAAUCCAAUUUUUUCGUUAAUUUGAGACUCCAAAAUGUACAAGGCACUUAAAUCUUUGGCGCCGAUAAGUCGCAGGGCAUUUUCAACGACAAGUGUCCGGGCGUCAGGUGGCUUUAGUGUCAGCUUAACAGAUGAACAACGAGAAAUGCAAGAAUUGGCAAGGAAAUUCACGAAGGAGGAAAUCAUUCCGAAUGCAGCGCAUUUCGAUAGGACCGGUGAAUAUCCAAUUGAAAUUGUGAAGAAAGCCCAUGCCGUUGGUCUGAUGAAUGGCCACAUUCCACAAGACUGUGGUGGUCUUGGACUUGGAGUAUUUGAAUCGUGUUUAGUUACUGAGGAAUUGGCGUUUGGAUGUACUGGAAUUUUGUUAGCGAUCGAAGGAACGGGCUUGGGUCAAACACCGGUGAUUAUGGCUGGCAAUGAGGAACAGAAAAAGAAAUAUUUGGGAAGACUUAUUGAGGAGCCAAUUGUAGCUGCGUAUGCUGUGACUGAACCUGGAGCAGGAUCAGACGUAAAUGGUGUGAAAACGAAAGCUGUAAAGAAGGGAGACGAGUGGGUGAUUAACGGUCAAAAAAUGUGGAUCACUAACGGAGGCAUCGCCAAUUGGUACUUUGUACUGGCCAGAACGAAUCCCGAUCCAAAAGCUCCGGCUAACAAAGCGUUCACUGGCUUCAUUGUCGAAGCUAACACACCAGGUGUAACUCCCGGCCGAAAGGAACUGAACAUGGGACAACGUUGUUCUGACACGCGUGGAAUCACAUUCGAAGACGUUCGAGUGCCGAAAGAAAAUGUUGUGAUGGGCGAAGGAGCCGGUUUCAAAAUUGCAAUGAUGACUUUCGAUAAGACUCGUCCACCUGUGGCUGCCGGUGCCACUGGUCUUGCAAAGCGAGCACUUUAUGAAGCCACCAAUUAUUCGUUGCAACGAACAACGUUUGGUGUGCCAAUUGCUCAACAUCAAGCCGUUUCAGCGCUGCUAGCUGACAUGGCAAUUGGUGUGGAAACGGGACGUUUGUCUUGGAUGAGAGCCGCAUGGGAAGUGGAUAAUGGCGCUCAGAAUAGGAGUUAUCACGCUUCAGUCGCUAAGUGCUAUGCUGCCGAUAUGUGCAAUCGUGUCGCUUCGGAUGCUGUGCAAGUGUUUGGUGGCGCUGGUUUUAAUUCGGAAUAUCCCGUCGAGAAGUUGAUGCGAGACGCUAAGAUCUACCAAAUCUACGAGGGCACAUCUCAAAUUCAAAGACUUAUCAUUGCGAAGUCACUUAUUACCGAAGCAAUGCAACGAGCUUAAGUAAAAUGUGGUCAAUUGAUUUGUGGAUCUGAACAUUGAUCUGGUAUUCGAUCUGAUUGUUCAAUCAUUUCUGAUCUGAUUGUAAAAAUGGGUAUGAAGGGAGGUGGGUGAUUCUAGGAAAUCCAUAAAUUUUUAUCGAAAAACAAAUU